Messenger RNA from Pelmatolapia mariae (spotted tilapia), 4858 nucleotides. Its product is annotated as rho GTPase-activating protein 26-like. Lineage: Eukaryota; Metazoa; Chordata; Actinopteri; Cichliformes; Cichlidae. The record is from RefSeq and is a predicted model, not a curated record. The coding region runs from base 545 to 2890 and encodes 781 amino acids. Gene Ontology annotation, biological process: signal transduction. Gene Ontology annotation, molecular function: GTPase activator activity; protein binding. Gene Ontology annotation, cellular component: cytoplasm. The transcript has 24 exons.
ACGGUCUGCGGCGCUGAGCUGAGCGGUGCUGGGAGAAAACAGUGCAUUUAAAACCGCCCAGGGAAGACACCGCAUUUACGAGCGGAGUUUUAUUUUUUUGCUGCCUCCCUCCUCCUCGGCCCUGUUUCAGUCUGUCCGGUCCAGAAUGAGUCGGUCGAGAGGAAUGCAGCACCGGCUUACCUGAGCAAGUGGACACCUUUUCUUUGAAAGCCGUUUCCAGACACUUAUUCAGCUCUGUCUUUUUCCCCCUUUUGAAAUUUAAUUUUAAUUGGAUGUCUUGUUGUGUUACUGCUGCUGCUUGUGUGUCUGCCUGAGUGUUUUCCUUUGCAAAGAAAAACGAGGUUAUGUAGGUAGGGAUUUCUCUCGGAUCCAUCUCCGCCCUGUUGUUUUCAUGUUGUAAUUGGAUUUUCUAUCAUUUACAACAGCAAAAGGAGCACCAGAACAACAGGUUUUCUCCCUCCAUCAUCAUCAUCUCGUUCCUCUUUCCUCCUGCUGUCCCAAUCGUUUAUUCUUUUGCCGGGUGGUGGUGGUGGCGGUGCAGAAGAUGGGAUUACCUGCCCUGGAAUUCAGUGACUGCUACCUGGACAGUCCGCAGUUCAGGGAGAGACUCAAGUCUCACGAACUAGAGCUGGACAAAACCAACAAGUUCAUCAAAGAGCUGAUUAAAGACAGCAAGGCUCUGAUCCAGGCUUUGAAAAGUCUGUCGACAGCGAAGAGGAAGUUUGCUGACUCUCUCAAUGACUUUAAAUUCCAGUGCAUUGGAGAUGCUGAGACGGAUGAUGAGAUAUGCAUAGCCAAGUCACUUCAGGAGUUUGCAGCGGUUUUACAGAACCUGGAGGAUGAACGGACAAGAAUGAUCGAGAAUGCCAAUGAUGUGUUAAUUUUGCCGCUGGAGCGGUUCAGGAAAGAGCAAAUCAGUGCAGCCAAGGACGCCAAGAAAAAAUAUGACAAAGAGACGGAGAAGUAUUGUGCAGUACUGGAAAAGCACCUCAGCCUCUCAGCAAAGAAGAAAGAGGCACAUCUACUUGAGGCGGACAACCAGGUAGAUAACGUGAGGCAGCAUUUCUACGAGGUUUCUUUGGAAUACGUCUUCAAAGUGCAGGAAGUCCAAGAGAGGAAGAUGUUUGACUUUGUGGAGCCUCUGUUGGCAUUUCUUCAAGGCCUUUUCACCUACUAUCACCAUGGCUACGAGUUGGCAAAGGACUUUAAUCACUUCAAGACCGACCUCACCAUCAGCAUACAGAAUACGAGGAACCGUUUUGAGAGCACGCGAUCGGAGGUUGAGAGUUUGAUGAGGAAGAUGAAGGAGAAUCCACAUGAACACAAGAGUGUCAGCCAGCACACGAUGGAGGGCUACCUGUAUGUGCAGGAAAAGCGCUCAUUUGUAUCCACUUGGGUGAAGUACUACUGUACAUACUACCGUGAGCCCAAGAAAGUCACCAUGGUCCUGUUUGACCCGAAGUCUGGAGGUAAAACGGGAGAGGAGGAGAGCUUUAUUCUCAAGUCGUGCACCAGAAGGAAGACGGACUCGAUAGAAAAGCGGUUCUGUUUCGAUGUGGAGGCUGUGGACAGGCCGGGAGUGAUCACCAUGCAGGCUCUGUCGGAAGAAGACCGUAGAUUGUGGAUGGAGGCCAUGGAUGGGAGAGAACCAGUGUACAACCUCAAUAAAGAUAACCAGAGUGAAGGCAUGGCCCAGCUGGAUGUCAUUGGGUUCAACGUGAUGAAAAAAUUCAUCUAUGCGGUGGAAACGCGAGGUAUCGAUGAACAGGGCUUGUACAGAAUCGCUGGUGUCAACUCCAAAAUACAAAAACUACUGAGCUUAGCUAUGGAUCCAAAGACGUGCGCUGACGUAGAGCUGGAAAGCCCAGAGUGGGAGAUUAAGACAAUAACGAGUGCUAUCAAACACUAUCUCAGAAUGCUACCUGCACCUCUCAUGACAUACCAGUACCAGAGGAGCUUUAUAAAAGCUGCCAAGAUGGACAAUCCAGAGGCUAGAGUAACAGAGGUCCACGCGCUAGUGCACCGGCUACCAGAGAAGAACAGACAGAUGCUGGAGCUGCUGGUGAAGCACCUGGCCAAUGUGGCCAGUCACCAUCAACAAAACCUCAUGACCAUUGCCAAUCUGGGUGUAGUCUUUGGACCAACUCUGCUCCGCCCACAGGAAGAGACUGUUGCAGCCAUCAUGGACAUUAAAUUCCAGAACAUUGUUGUGGAGAUCCUCAUAGAGCACCAUGAGAGGAUAUUCAGGGACAUGCCGAAUUCUUCUUUGUCCAACACGCAGCUGAACACGCCCAGGAGGAGGAGCACAGACAGCAAAACUCCUUCCUGCAGCGAAAGGCCACUCACGCUUUUCCACACCCCAACACAUUCCCACAAGGGUGAGAAAAGGAACAGUGUUGGCAACGCCACAGCUGCUGACCUGCAACACUCGGUGUCCUCGUCUGCCAACUGUAACAGCAGCAGCAGCAGUAGCAGCAGCAGCAGCCAAGGUCGAACCCCGAGACACAGCCUGACAAGCAAUGAUGGCGAGCAGGACAGCCGGCAGAACCGGCCCACAUCACUGCUGAACCCAAAGCCUCGCGCCAGCAUACCAGCAAGUGCAACGUCUUCCAGUCCCACUUCACCACGUUCGCCCUCCUGGCCGAUGUUCUCAGCCCCUUCCAGUCCGCAGCCAAUAUCUUCUGCCUCCAGUGACUCCUCCCCUGUCAGUUUCACGGGCAGAAAAGCUCGAGCUCUGUAUGCCUGCAAGGCAGAGCAUGACUCUGAGCUGUCCUUCAUUGCUGGGACCAUCUUUGAGAAUGUUCAUGUUUCCAGGGAGCCUGGCUGGUUGGAAGGGACUCUUGAUGGCCGAACAGGACUGAUACCAGAGAACUAUGUUGAGUUUGUAUAGUUUAAUGGCAUACAAAGAACUGGAAGAUUGUGGAUGGGAGUAGACCAAACUGGAUUUUAAUGAACUAUAUUUAACUUCAUAAAACUAAACAGAUUGAGGAUACAGGCUCAAUCACUUCUAUUGUACUGGACGGGACCAAUGCAGAUAAGGUGACUUUUUGUUUUGAUCAGACUGGAAACUGAAACUGGACCAAGCAGAACCAUAUCCAAUAGAUAUGACACAAAAACAAAGCAUACCGAAGUGGGGAGAGAACCCUGAAUUGCACUGGGGAAUGAAAAUAUAUAUAAAAAGACGAGACUGCUUUUAUUUGAUUAGUGUGCGUGGCUUUUAGUCUUGGUGAAGACUAUAUGGGAAUGAACCCAAAUUUGUGUGUGUGUGAGUGAAAGAGAGAGAGAACAGUGGGAGGAAGUUAGACAAAAUCACUUGUAUAAAUGACUUGAUAUUUUUCAGCUGCAAUGUGUGUGAGUUUUUUGCUUUUAUAUUUUAAACUGCACUGUCCCUCACCCCAACCACCUUUUCCACACACUCCUUUUUUUGUUAGGUAUAAAUAGGCAACUCUUUCUGCAGAGAUGUUGACAGGACAUAUUAACUUUGGACUUCACCUAUUGUAGAAUUGAUUAGUAAUGCCAAAUGGGACAGUUAAGCUUUAAAAGUUGACUUAAAUGAUUGAGUUUGGCUGUAUGGCUGUAAAUGUGUGAGCACUUGCUGCAGAAGUGCGGUUAUUGCCUGGGACAAGACUCAACCUGGCUAAUGUUUCAGAGCUCCAGUUAAGCAUCAGGAGCCCCCGGGCAGGUCUGCACAGGAUGAGGUUUCUUUGGAACUAGUUCGCUCAGAGGUCAGCUAUGGGUUUCUCUUUAUUUAUAAUAUUUCCCCUGCAGAGCCCUCGCAUAAAAUGUGAAAAAUUUCAAACAAUCCCCACAAGCCAAUCAGCAAUUUAAAAUGCAGCGAAGGCAGAACAGCUGAUUCCUGUCAGUUAAAACAAGCCCAGCUGUGAGGCAUCACACUGUAUGGAGGCAUGUAUGCACCAUUUCAGUCCAUUCAGGAAGAUUGAAUGAACUUGGGAAAAUGUGUUUAUUUAUACUAUUUUCUUUUAGUUUUAGCCAUUAUGCAGAUUUAGUUACUUGGUUUUCUUGGACGCUUAAAUCUUGACAGCAUGGCGUGACUGAAAAAUUGAAAUAAUUUUGAAAGUCAAAGUAUCACAGAGUCUUUGUUGUUCCAUGCCCUUUAUACCUCAUCGCUUAACUCUAUAUUUUUAAAAAAAAUGUAAAGUUAAGCAUCCCUCAAGAGUUGAACAUUCAUAAUUUCUUCUUUACGCCUAAUUUUACCAGGGCUUUCCUGUGUAAGACACAAGAUUACAUGAUUAUCUAAUUCAACCAUGGCUGACCUAUUUGAGUUAUUCUUUGAUCAAAAGUUUACAGCCCAGCAUGUAAUUUGUAAAUACAUUCAGUUCAGAUACUUGAAGGGGGAAAAGGUAAUAGAUUUUUCAGAAUUGUUUUUACAUGUGUAUAAAAGCUGGUCUGCUUUGUGGCUCCAAUGAAUGUUGCCAUUUUCUUGCUCAUUCCUUGAACCACUUGCUAAGAAAAGUUUUUCUUUUUUCCCCACUUUAUCCUGUAUCCAGUUUAUAAAUUCAACAGAAAAAUCAAACGGGAGAGUAAAAAAAAGCUUAAAUGUGAAAUAAGACUACUUUAUUCAAAUCUAAAUUGCUUAUUUAUGAGAUUACUUAAAGGCUAAAUCCUGUACGGCAUUCUUUUUGGGGUGUUUUCUUGACUUUGUAAAUAAAUACACAGCAUUUGAUAAGGUAUACUUUUUUAAUUAUGAAAUUUUAUAUUUUGUAUUUUUAGCAUACUAAUUUAAUUCCUUAAUUCCAUCUUUGUUGCCCAGAUUUUUUGUAUCAUUUAAAUCCUGCAGCCUUAAAUAUUCUUUUGGAUGUUUUGGUGAAAGAUGUGCAGAAUUAAAGACAAAUCUUGA